This is a messenger RNA of Phyllostomus discolor (pale spear-nosed bat), 1679 nucleotides long. It is a transcript of the gene MS4A10, whose product is annotated as membrane spanning 4-domains A10. The record is from RefSeq and is a predicted model, not a curated record. Gene Ontology annotation, cellular component: plasma membrane. Lineage: Eukaryota; Metazoa; Chordata; Mammalia; Chiroptera; Phyllostomidae. The transcript is spliced from 7 exons. Gene Ontology annotation, biological process: cell surface receptor signaling pathway. The coding region runs from base 49 to 756 and encodes 235 amino acids.
UGGGGACUCCGAGCGGAGGUCCCAGGGCCGGGCUCCUUGGGCCAAGUCAUGGCAGCAGAAGCCACCGGAGCAGCCGCUGUUGCCCCCCGAUCUGGAGCUGGGGGGCUCGAGCCAUGGCAGGCCUUCAGCCCAGCCCAGCACGGCCAGACAAGUCCCCCCCUGCCUCCGGACUGGCACCCGGAGAGGCCCCGGAAGAGGACCAUCCUUCUCCAGGGGCUGGGCGCCUUCCAUAUUUUCAUCGCUAUGCUGCAUGUGGUCCUCGGGACUUCUCUGAUCUCUGCAGCCGAGAGCCUCCACCUGGUGGUGCUGAAGUCCUGGUACCCGUUCUGGGGAGCCGCCUCCUUCCUCUUCACAGGGGUCUCCAUGAUAGCAAUGGAAAUGGUUCCGAAAACCUCCCUGAAGGUGCUGUGCCUGGUAACACACUCCAUGAGCAUCUUCUGCGUGCUGGCCGGCCUCUUUGUCAUUGCCAAGGACCUCUUUCUGGAGAGUUCCUUUGAGUCCCUGGUCUGGAGACUACAGUUCCCCAACAGGACGGUCUACAUCCAGAGGCUGGAGCUGGGCCUGUUCUGCCUCGUCUGCUUGGAGCUCUUCCUGGCGGGGCUCACGGCCGUCAUAGCCUACAGGGACUACCGCCUGUCUGCAAAGAAGGACGACGUGCCCCUUGCUCCUGACAUGUCGCUGGGCUUCGGAGGGCCCCCGCCAUCCUACGAGGACGUGAUUCGAAGUGACACAUGGGCGGAGCAGAGGCAGAGGUGAAGAGGCGCCGGCCCGCCCCCCAGCAUCACAACCCACCCCAUUGCCCCUUCCCCGGGGGGCCGUUACCUACCUGAUGGGGCAAACGAUGCCGUUUCAAGAACUGUCUGACCUGUGCUGGUGGCCUAGGCGGGGCAGUGCCUGUCUCCUCAGGCGCAGAAGGGGCCUCCAGGCCCCCAGCCCCUUCAAGGCCCCUGCACCGGGUUGGCCAGAGCCACCUCAGCUGGUCCACAGCACGACCGGGCCCUCCCCACCCGCCCCGCCAGCUCCUCCGCAUGGCCCGCUCCCACCCUCCACCUUCCCUGUCUGCUCUCCCCAGCCUGCAGUGGGUGCUCGGGGAGCUCGUCCAUGCGGUGCCCUGGCGGCCUGGCCCUCCCCAGGCCCAGGCUCCUCAAGAGUCUCUGGGGGGACGGAACCCCUGGGUGCAGGGUGGAGGCAGCGAGGGUGUUGAGUCAGACAGAAACCACGACCAGUUCUUCCCUCCAAAGUGCCCGUGAGGUUCUCUGCCGCCCUGGGCCUCGGGGUCUCCAACUGCACAGCGAGGGGCAGUGGACACAGCGACCAGCGCCCCCCACUGCACGGCUCUGACGCCAGGCGUCAGUUGAGGUUGCCCGGGAAACUUUUGACCUCAAAACCCCACACCUACUCGUGCUGAGGACGUGAGGUGAGGGAGAGAGACCCGCCUCCCUCGGUCCCCCAACUUCAGACAGUCUUCGCGAUUUGUGUUUAUUCGUUCACUGUGUCACUGUGUCGUAUUCCCUUUCUGUUUCCUUACAUUGAUUUUUUCCUCACAACAUGAUGUUUUAGAGGGAUACUUUGUAUCGGCGCCAAAGAAAGUCAGUAUCUUUCCAUAAAGAGAAGCUAACGACAAAAAUAAUGCAAACAGGAUGGAAAUAAAGGAACAGUGACUUGCCACCCACCUGUGA